GGUGCUGAUCGCAAACGAUAGACGACGUGAAAACGACGUCAGUAGAUAGAAAGAGAGAGCAAAAAAGACGACGGCUCUGGUUUUUCCCCUCGUUUUCGAUAUUCUCGCUUCACGGGCUGACUUGUAUAGCUCCGCGUGAGCCGCGCGAUUUGCUAAUCAUCGAUCUCCAUAACCUCCAAGACGAAGCGGAGAUAUUCUCCCAUCGCGGUGACGCGAUCCGAGAAUAUCACACAUCUCUGCCUCUCCUAUCUCGCGUUCGCUCGUAGUUCCAUCUAUCUGUCUCUCCGUUCCCUUUCGUCUUUGGCUGGUUCCUACAUUCUAUUUCCUAUGUUUCCCUGUUGCCUUUGAUAGCUCUUUCUCUCUUUCUCCCAGUUGAGGGUCUUUCUCCGUCUUCUCUCCUUUUUCCUCCGUCGGGGUCUCUUCCCUCUCUCUCCCUCUUUCUCUCUCUUUCUCUCUCUCCUCUCGUCUCACUAGACGUGCAGGAAAAGUACAGCGGUGCGGGGAAGUGAGAUCACACAUUCGGACACGCGACGUUUAAAGGACGGUUCGACGUCACGGGAAAAUUUGUAUAAAUACGAAGCAACGGUGACUUGGAGUUACGAGAAUUCUGCGCGUGGACGAUAAACGUGGUGGCCGGCCGUGUGUAGUGGAGAGUGUUAGUGGCAAACAGAGAGUGGUGUACGACGCGACUUCUCUCGAUCACGAUCACCGAGCAAGCGGACAAAAUUCCGACGAUUCACAGUCUAUGAGCGCCGAGGGCCAGGGGGACCCUGGAGAAGACCACGCUUCCAGACUAAGGUUCUUCUGGGAACAUGAGACUAAUGAUGGUUCUCUGGAUCAAAUUGCUUAUGAGAUAUACGUAGAUGAUUAAUGGUUAGAGCAAUCCAGGAUUGAGUCGUACGGUAGGAGCAGAGAGCCCUUGCAGCGACAUGAAGCGCGCAGCUGCAAAAAAACUUAUCGAACGGUAUUUUUACCAACUUACAGACGGAUGUGGAAAUCCUCACUGUGACAAUCAAAAUUGUGCCUCCAGUGGGAAGGUUAGUAAUCUUACUCCAAAUCAGGCAGCUGCUCAGGCAAUUCAGUUAUUCUCACAAGAAGCUAGACUUUGUGAUGGCACUCAACCUAGUAAAGUUGCUCGAACUACUAUAGAGCCAGGACAAACAUCCUUAGCUAAGAGUCUACCUGUAAAAAGUGUUAAUCCUCCAAGCUCGGAUGAAGGAAAGCAAGAGCCAUAUCUCACAGAAGAUAAACUUCUGGAUAUUAUAGAAAGAUGUAAAGCAGAAUCUUCGUAUUCUUUAUUAAUUCGUACUCUGGGGGAAGUUUUUUCUUCCGCAAAGGCAUUAAGUCUUAGUUUUCAAAAAACUCAGAAAAGCAGCUCGCCUUUGGCGGCGCUUCUCGAUCGAGCACCAGACACUUUGUUAAGGCCACCUGCUGAUUUGAAUAAAGAGGCGGUACGAUCUCUUCAAGGGGAAGAUAAGGACGAGGAUAGCAGCGAUCCAACACCUACAGUUCCUAACAAUGACGAUACCAAUGUCGAUUUACCAUCGGUUCGCAGAGCUUUCGAAGCACUUUGGUCUUUGCCAGGUGAAGUAUUCGAAUCAGCUCUGGUCAAUGCACUAGUCACUUUGGCAGAUGACAUAGAAUUAGACUUGAGGGUAUUCCGUAUAGUACGCUGGGAAAGUAUGGAUAGUCUAUUAAAUGUAUUUCUCAUUGUCUUUGAAAUCCCAAUGCUCGGGAAUAGUGAAUACUUGGAACUGGCUCUCCAUAUGCUAUGUAAGGCGUUAAGUUGCUUACCUGUCGUGGCGCAGGCCAAGUUAGCGCGUAUAUGGGCUAAGCAUUGCAAGUCGCGACUUCCGAAUCUCUUACAAGCACUGCAAGAGCUCAUAACUGUCAAGGUGAUAGGAGGAUCCUUCACACGCGAUUACUGUGUCCAAGAUGCGGACACCAUUACUGCACCCACGAAAGUUAUGAAGAUUCUAUAUUAUGCGAGUAUGCUGGCUGGUGAAUUGGAUGGUCCCGAACUAAUGCUGGGCGACGAGGCCGAGUCGACAGGUAAUGACAAGACUGCUUCACGUUCGGCAACGUCACAAGUCCCUCAAGAUCCACUAGCGACGGAAUUAGGAAUUACUGCGUUAGACGCACGCAAACCUUUCAUACCAUUUACUGACUUUUACAAUGAACCACUUAGCGAUGCCAUAGAAAUGGACAAAGAUUUUGCUUAUUAUAAAAGCGAAGAGCCAAUGAAAUUUAGUUUUAUGAAUUAUGCUUUCAUUCUCACGCCCGCCACGAAGACUCUGGGUCUCUAUUACGAUAAUCGCAUAAGAAUGUAUAGUGAGCGGCGUAUGAGUUUCUUGCAGACCGUUGUCGGGCAACCUACUAAUCCAUAUCUCAGAUUAAAGGUCCGAAGAGACCAUUUGAUAGAUGACGCUCUAGUAGAAUUGGAAAUGGUAGCUAUGGAGAACCCGUCUGAUUUGAAAAAACAACUAGUUGUCGAAUUUGAAGGAGAACAAGGUGUCGACGAAGGUGGGGUGUCGAAGGAAUUCUUCCAACUUGUUGUAGAAGAAAUUUUUAAUCCUGACUAUGGCAUGUUCACUUCUCAGGAAGACACGCAGAUGACAUGGUUCAAUCCAACAUCGUUUGAGAGUGACGCACAGUUCACAUUAAUAGGCAUUGUCCUCGGCUUAGCGAUCUAUAAUAAUGUAAUUUUGGACGUGCGCUUCCCAAUGGUCGUUUACAGAAAACUGCUCGGCAGAAAAGGUGCUUUCGCGGAUCUAGAAGAUUGGAGUCCGACGUUGUACCGGACAAUGCGAGAAUUAAUGGAGUAUACCGGAGACGAUAUGCCAGAAACGUUCAUGCAAACCUUCCGGGUAGCUUAUAGGGACGUUUUUGGCUCGAUAUCGUUCCACGAGCUGAAGGAAAAUGGUGACGAGUUGUACGUCACGCAGGAGAAUAAGAAGGAGUUUGCCGAUCUUUACGCGGAUUUCUUGCUCAACAAAUCGGUUGAGAGACAAUUCAACGCAUUUAGGCGUGGUUUUCAAAUGGUUACGGACGAAAGUCCACUUGCCUUGCUAUUCAGACCUGAAGAGAUCGAACAGCUUGUUUGCGGUAGUAAAAUAUUCGAUUUUGCCGAACUGGAAGCGGCUACAGAGUACGAGGGCGGUUAUACUGUCGACAGCGAGGCAGUACGUAACUUUUGGCGCGUGGCUCACUCGUUACCACCUGAAAGUCAACGGAGGCUACUGCAGUUCACCACAGGCAGCGAUCGUGUACCAGUCGGCGGCCUUUCGAGACUGAAAAUGGUCAUCGCUAGACACGGUCCGGAUUCCGAUAGAUUGCCAAUAGCGCACACGUGCUUUAAUGUUUUAUUGUUACCAGACUACAGCACGAUAGAGAAACUGCAAGAUCGCUUAUUGAAAGCAAUUAAUUAUUCAAAGGGUUUCGGCAUGUUAUGAACAUGCCAUCGUCGCUCCUCUCUCUUCCUCAGUCUUUCGAAUUGUAUUCGAAGAACACACAGAUAAGAUAAGAUUCGACUAUUCUUGUCAUUUUUAUUGCAGCUACGCUAAUCGGAAGUAUUUAUCGUAAAUAAUCGGUAAACCGUGCCAGUGCGCUUAAACAUGGAAACAUCGCUUGUGCAAUCUGAAUCGUCACAAAAGGCUCCUAACGGUUCUAAAAAUUCCAACGAAUCAAAGAUCGAGUCCCAAAUCGAAUGUACAAAAAGACGAAUGUAUUCUUAAAGGGAAGGAAAAAGAAAGAACGCUUUGGAAUUAUAUCACCGCAAGAGAAUCGCUUGUACCAUACUAUGUGUACUUUUUCUACUAAAGUAAAAAUAGCGAAGAUCGAUUUUCCUUUACCAUUCCGAGAUGAUUGAGAGGAGAAGUGCAACAGAUAUCACGAGACGCGGAGCUACGCAGUGAUUGUGAGAAAGCACAGAGGCCAAAAAGAUUAAGGGAGCCGGAUUGUGGAAAAGUGUGCAUCAUUAAUGAGACAUGGUCGACGUAAGCGAGAUGCGUUCCGGGAACUCGAUAGUCGCGCGACUGUUGCAUAAUUUUAUUCUGAAUGACGAUUUCGUUCGCCAUUAUCUUCUCAUUCCCAACAAACUGAUUAGUCAUUAUUUCAUAUCAUUUGUUAUUUCGGAGAAAUUUGUUGCUAGUUCAGACUGUAUCGGUUUCUGAUUAAAAAUGCUGAUCAAAUGUCAUAGAACGUAAACAGAAGAAAGUGAAAUCUUUUAAAUUAGUUGCAAAGUAUCUGAAUAUAAUUAUACUCAUGCAUAAUCGUAUAUAAUAUGUAUAUCAUACAUAUUAUAAUUAUUGCAUAUCGAAUAUAAUUAUAAUCGUGUAACUUGUACGCAACACGGAUCAUAACGUUUAUGUUAAAAUAAGGACAAUGGAGACAAAUGUAUAAAAAUUAUUUGUUUGUUUUUCUUAGAUUGUUUGUGUGCGAACGUAAUUUGAUAUAUAUGAUUAAGGAUUUGAUUGUAUAAAGUAGCAAAUUUGCAAUACGUAACAAAUAAUACUUUGUUCAACUGCUU
Molecule: messenger RNA, 4528 nt
Organism: Harpegnathos saltator (Jerdon's jumping ant)
Lineage: Eukaryota; Metazoa; Arthropoda; Insecta; Hymenoptera; Formicidae
Gene: Ube3a
Product: ubiquitin protein ligase E3A
Exons: 13
Coding region: 930-3452 (840 amino acids)
Biological process (GO): protein polyubiquitination
Molecular function (GO): ubiquitin protein ligase activity
Source: RefSeq, a predicted model, not a curated record